AUGGAAGAGAAAACGACCUUUCUGGCAGUUGUUGACCGUUGCGAUAACUUCCCAAGAAAUGAUUUCCAAGGUCAAGCAGCUUAUGCAGCUGCCGUCUCUCAACUUUGGCGAUUUUUACUUCCUGGAGAUGAUCGCGCAUUCGGGAUUCUUGUGUCCUCAACGGUUGCUCAAAUGCCAUGGACUUCUGAAUUCGAACUCGACUAUGCUGCACAAACCGUUCGCAUGAUACCCGACAGUAGCGUAGACAUUGCUCCAUCCAGUGCUCGUGCUUUUGAGAGACUCUUGAAAGCAGCCCAGUAA
Molecule: messenger RNA, 300 nt
Organism: Fusarium pseudograminearum CS3096
Lineage: Eukaryota; Fungi; Ascomycota; Sordariomycetes; Hypocreales; Nectriaceae
Exons: 2
Coding region: 1-300 (99 amino acids)
Source: RefSeq, a predicted model, not a curated record